AUGAGCAACAACACUCGGAUGGAUGGCCUUCCAGCCCUUCGGACCAUAUCUGUCCCUUCUCUUGGAACAGCCGCUGACCCCGCCUAUUUAGUCAUCGCCGCCGAUGGCUUGUACAAGCGAGAUGUUUUCAGGUUUCCUGAUCCCUUCGCGGUAGCUACCAUCAACGGCGAGCAGACUAAGACGACUCAGGUGUCGAAACGGACCCUGAACCCAUAUUGGAACGAGAGCUUUGAUUUUCGGGUAAACGAGGACAGUAUCCUGGCUAUCCAGGUGUUUGACCAGAAAAAGUUCAAGAAAAAGGACCAGGGGUUCUUGGGUGUUAUUAACAUCCGGAUAGGCGAUGUGAUCGACUUGGUCCCGGACGCCGACGAUCAAAUGCUUACCCGGGACCUCAAGAAGUCAAACGAUAACCUCGUCGUGCACGGAAAGCUCAUUAUCAACCUAUCGACGAACCUCUCAACUCCUAACCGCACUCAGCAGACCCCCUCGGCUAGUAGACCUUCUCUGCUUGCGCCGCAGACCUCGACCCCGAACGGCACAACGGACCGUCCCUCAUCCGCUAUGUCGUCGGCUGUGUCGACGAACGGUACACCGGCUGCCAGUCAGCCGAUGCCGUUAGCACACAGGCCUGCCAGCUUAGCGUCAACGACAUCAACCAGCCAGGCCACGGCAGCUGCCACAACCAGCACGACAACAGCAACCGCCAACGGGACCCCGGUACAGCCGCGGCAGGUCGAUGUCAGACAGCUCAGCCCGUUCGAGGACGCACUCGGCCGGUUGCCGCCCGGGUGGGAGCGUCGCGAAGAUCACCUCGGGAGGACGUAUUAUGUAGAUCACAACACCCGGACGACAAGCUGGAACCGACCAACGGGGACAGGGCAGUCAGAUGCCGAAGCGACUCAACAAGCGCAGCGGCAGCAGCACCAGAACCGUUCGCUGCCAGAGGAUCGCACGGGAGCCAACUCGCCAACACUCCAGCAGCAGCAGGCAGUGGCACAAGCCCAGGCGACGGCGCUUGUCCAUACGGGAGCUACGACCGCAGGCACGGGCGAGCUGCCGCCGGGCUGGGAGAUGCGCUGGACACCUGAGGGUCGGCCGUACUUCGUCGACCACAACACCCGGACAACUACCUGGGUGGACCCUCGGCGCCAGCAGUAUAUCAGGAUGUAUGGUGGUAACAACCCCAACGGUAUUAUUCAGCAGCAGCCCGUGUCACAAUUGGGCCCGCUGCCUAGUGGUUGGGAGAUGCGUUUGACGAACACGGCUCGUGUUUACUUCGUCGAUCACAACACCAAGACCACUACUUGGGACGAUCCGCGCUUGCCAUCGUCUCUUGACCAGAACGUACCCCAGUACAAGCGUGACUUCCGCCGGAAGCUUAUCUACUUCCGGUCGCAGCCUGCUAUGCGUAUCCUGUCUGGACAGUGCCACAUUAAGGUGCGCCGGUCACACAUCUUUGAGGACGCCUUUGCCGAGAUCUCACGGCAGUCGGCGACCGACCUGAAGAAGAGGUUGAUGAUCAAGUUCGAUGGUGAGGAUGGUUUGGACUACGGCGGUCUGUCUCGCGAGUUCUUCUUCCUCCUGUCGCACGAGAUGUUCAACCCCUUCUACUGCCUGUUCGAGUACUCGGCACACGACAACUACACGCUCCAGAUCAACCCGCACUCGGGCAUUAAUCCUGAGCAUCUCAACUACUUUAAGUUCAUCGGGCGGGUAGUAGGGUUGGCUAUCUUCCACAGGCGCUUCCUCGAUGCCUUCUUCAUUACCGCUUUCUACAAGAUGAUCCUCGGCAAGCCGGUCACCCUGGCCGACAUGGAGGGCGUCGAUGCCGAUUUCCAUCGUUCGCUGCAGUGGAUGCUCGACAAUGACAUUUCGGGAGGCAUCAUCGAGGCUACUUUCUCGACGGAGGACGAGCGCUUCGGCGUCAUCACGGUCGAGGAUCUCAAGCCUAACGGUCGCAACAUCGAGGUGACGAACGAGAACAAACGCGAGUACGUCGAGCUAAUGGUCAAGUGGCGUAUCCAGAAGCGUGUCGAGGAGCAGUUUAAGGCGUUCAAGGAGGGCUUUAACGAGCUCAUCCCGCAGGAUCUGAUCAAUGUGUUUGACGAGCGCGAGCUGGAGCUGCUGAUUGGCGGUAUUGCGGAAAUUGAUGUGGACGACUGGAAGAAGCACACAGAUUACCGCGGGUACACGGAGAGUGAUGAGGUCAUCCAGUUCUUCUGGCAGACGGUGCGGUCGUGGGAUAGCGAGCAGAAGAGCCGACUGUUGCAGUUCACCACGGGUACCAGCCGUAUUCCGGUCAAUGGGUUCAAGGAUCUGCAGGGCAGCGAUGGACCGAGACGGUUCACAAUUGAGCGCGCGGGUGAUAUCAAUAAUCUGCCCAAGGCGCAUACUUGCUUCAACCGCCUUGAUCUCCCUCCGUAUAAGACGCUGGAGCAGCUGCAGCAGAAGCUGACGAUGGCUGUUGAGGAGACGAUGGGCUUUGGUCAGGAGUGA
This is a messenger RNA of Thermochaetoides thermophila DSM 1495, 2496 nucleotides long. RefSeq names its product E3 ubiquitin-protein ligase RSP5-like protein. NCBI's taxonomy places the organism in Eukaryota, Fungi, Ascomycota, Sordariomycetes, Sordariales, Chaetomiaceae. The record is from RefSeq and is a predicted model, not a curated record. The coding region runs from base 1 to 2496 and encodes 831 amino acids. Gene Ontology annotation, molecular function: ubiquitin protein ligase activity; protein binding. Gene Ontology annotation, biological process: ubiquitin-dependent protein catabolic process. The transcript has 6 exons.